Paramecium tetraurelia is the source of this 1719-nucleotide messenger RNA. RefSeq lists its product as uncharacterized. NCBI's taxonomy places the organism in Eukaryota, Ciliophora, Oligohymenophorea, Peniculida, Parameciidae. The transcript is spliced from 4 exons. Gene Ontology annotation, molecular function: medium-chain fatty acid-CoA ligase activity. The record is from RefSeq and is a predicted model, not a curated record. Gene Ontology annotation, biological process: fatty acid metabolic process.
AUGCUAUUCAGAGGAACAAGAUAUGCUAAGAGUUACUUUCAUGGUGCCUCAAAUAUUCCGUUAACUUAUAAGACUGUAGGAUAACAGCUACAUGAUAUAAGUGAGAAAUAUCCUGACAAUUUAGCAGUGGUUUCCUAAUUGCAAGACAUCCAGUUGACUUAUGGUGAAUUCUUCAAGAGAUCAAAAGAGUUGGCUGCUGCCUUUGUUGCUUUAGGACUCGAGAAGGGCGAUCGUAUAGGAAUCUUUUCGCCCAAUAAUGUGGAAUGGGCUUUAACCUAAUUCGCAGCAGCUAUGGCUGAUUUGAUAUUAGUGAAUAUUAAUCCAGCCUAUUAAACUAAUGAAUUAGAAUAUACGUUGAAUAAGGUUGGAUGUAAAGCCUUGGUGUUGAGAUCUACAUUCAAACACUCAAAUUACGUUUCUAUGAUCAAAGAAUUAGCACCAGAAUUGGAUUAACCAGGCAAUCUAAAUUCAAACAGAAUUCCAGCAUUGAGAAGUCUGAUUUUGAUUGACGAUGUUCAUAAAAAGGGGUUUUUUAAUUUUAAAGAACUCUUUUCUAUUUUUGGAACUUCCCAUUUGAAUGAAGUUGAUUCAAGAAUGUCUCAAUAAGAUCCAGAUGAUAUUACCAAUAUUUAAUUUACAUCUGGGACAACAGGAGCCCCAAAAGGAGCUUGUUUAAGUCACUUAAAUAUUUUGAAUAACGGUAAAUAUGUGGGGGAAAGAGUACGUUAUACAGAGAAGGAUAAGGUAGUUAUAGCAGUGCCAUUAUAUCAUUGCUUUGGAAUGGUGAUGGGUAAUUUGGCAUGUAUCAAUUAUGGAUCCACUAUGGUCUACCCAAGUGAUGGCUUUAGUGCAGGAGCUACUUUAGAAGCAGUAACAAAUUAUAAAUGUACUUCUCUCUAUGGAGUUCCAACAAUGUUUAUCGAGUAUCUUAAUGAAUAUGAGAGACAUACAUAAAAAUAUGAUGUAUCAUCUUUAAGAACUGGUUUAAUAGCUGGAUCUUUGGCAUCCGAAGCUUUGAUGAAAUAAAUUAUCAAUGUUUUAGGAGUUAGGGAUAUCUCAAAUUGUUAUGGAUAAACUGAAACUAGUCCAAUUACAUCUUAGAAUAAAACCACAGAUUCCUUUGAGAUAAAAACUAGUAAAGUUGGAUAACCAUUGAAUAUGGAGGUGAAAAUCAUUGAUUCAGAUGGAAUGGUUGUACCUUAUGAUACACCUGGAGAAUAUUGUUCAAGAGGAUAUGGAAUUAUGAAAGGAUACUGGGGAGAUGAAAAGGCUACUAAAAAUACUAUAGAUGUAAAUGGAUUUCUACAUAGUGGUGACGUGGCUACAAUGGAUAAAAAUGGUUAUGUGGCAAUUGUUGGGAGAAUCAAAGAUAUGAUUAUAAGAGGUGGCGAGAAUAUCUAUCCUAAAGAGAUUGAAGAUUACUUAUCUCAUAUGAAAGGAGUUGAAUAGGUUCAAGUAGUGGGUUGUUUUGAUGAAAAAUAUGGAGAGGAGGUUGUUGCAUUGAUUAAAAUGAAAAAGGAUGCUGAAGAAUUGACUGGGUUGGAUGUUUAUUAGUUUUGUCAUAAAAAAAUUGCUCAUUAUAAAGUUCCCAAAUAUGUUAAGUUUGUCAAUGAUUUCCCAUAUACUAUAACAGGCAAACCAUAAAAGUUUAAAAUGAGAGAUGAAAUAAACAAAGAACUUUAAGAUCCAAAACUUAAGGAGUUGUAUCAAAUAAGAUGA